AUGGGGGCGAAACGCGCAGCGCAGUCAGAUGUGAUCGUCAAGCUGAUAGUCGGCGCUGGGCAGGCGUCGCCCUCGCCGCCCGUUGGUCCAGCGCUGGGUUCCAAAGGAGUGAAGAGUAUGGAAUUCUGUAAGGAAUUCAAUGCGAGGACGGCGAACUGGAUUGCCGGAACUCCAGUGCCAGCUCGCGUGACUGUUCGACCAGAUAGAUCCUUCCACUUCGAGAUUCGAACACCGCCGACCGCAUCGUUACUCCUUUCCGCAGCAGGCGUAUCGCCCAUCAAGAACAAGCUGAAAGCCGCUCCAGGAAAUGCCGGCUUGGGGACGGUGGGAACUGUCAGCUUGAAGCACGUUUACGAAAUCGCGAAGAUCAAGCAGGGCGAGACGAGGCUCUCGGGCGUAAGUCUGGAAGCGAUGGUGAAGAGCGUGAUAGCGCAGGCUGGCAGUAUGGGAGUGGUGAUUGUGCCUUGA
Molecule: messenger RNA, 468 nt
Organism: Pseudocercospora fijiensis CIRAD86
Lineage: Eukaryota; Fungi; Ascomycota; Dothideomycetes; Mycosphaerellales; Mycosphaerellaceae
Exons: 3
Coding region: 1-468 (155 amino acids)
Biological process (GO): translation
Cellular component (GO): ribosome; mitochondrial large ribosomal subunit
Molecular function (GO): large ribosomal subunit rRNA binding; structural constituent of ribosome
Source: RefSeq, a predicted model, not a curated record